This is a messenger RNA of Teleopsis dalmanni, 3962 nucleotides long. RefSeq names its product mucin-2-like. NCBI's taxonomy places the organism in Eukaryota, Metazoa, Arthropoda, Insecta, Diptera, Diopsidae. Gene Ontology annotation, cellular component: extracellular region. The record is from RefSeq and is a predicted model, not a curated record. The transcript is spliced from 5 exons. Gene Ontology annotation, molecular function: chitin binding. The coding region runs from base 62 to 3805 and encodes 1247 amino acids.
GUAAAAAUCAGUAGAAAGGUAAGACAGAUCCAUAGAGUAAUAACUGUUCUCAAUUACAACUAUGCGAACCUAUUACUUGCUACUAUUAACCCUUUUAUUGGGACCUCAAUUAAUAGAUGCCUAUCGUAAUAAAAAUUUUUACCAAAAAUUUCGUCAUAUAACUCGUCGACGCUUUAGCAAGCAGCCAAUAUUUUACAGAGAAAUACCAGACUGCUCUAGAUUCGCAAAUGGAGCAUUUAUACCAGAUCCUACAAGCUGCUCAAGUUUUUAUAUGUGCAUUGAUGGAGAACCAAUUCCUCAAGAAUGCGCCACUGGGCUUUUGUUUGACAGCACAAAGUUCCAUUGUAAUGUGGCAUCAGAAGUUAGUUGUGAUUUAAAUCAAGUUGAUGCAGUUGAAGAAACUACAACAGUUACAACUACAACAGUUACAACUACAACAGUUACAACUACAACAGUUACAACUACAAUGCAAUCAAGAAAGGUAGUUCAGCGUGAAACAACCCAAUCACCUUUACUACAUAUACCAUAUUGGCGACAUUAUUUACCGAAACCAUGUCCACAAUUACCGAUACAACGGCCUUGCACACCAACACCUUGUCCUUCAGUUCCACAGCCGCCAUACCAAUAUCAUCCUCAACCAUUGAUCCAAUGGGCAUCCCAUCAUCAUCCACUGUCUCCUCAUAGGCCAAUGACUCCCUGCAUCACUAUGGUUCCACCAACUCCAUGUUACACAACACAGCAGCCUUGUACGCCAACACCCUGUAUACUAACCCAACAACCUUGCACACCAACUCCAUGUUAUACAACACAACAAUCCUGUACGUCAACACCAUGUAUACUAACUGAACAGCCUUGCACACCAACACCAUGUAUACUGACCCAACAGCCUUGCACACCAACACCGUGUAUAUUAACUGUACAGCCUUGCACACCAACACCGUGUAUAUUAACUGUACAGCCUUGCACACCAACACCUUGUAUACCGACUGAACAGCCUUGUACACCAACACCAUGCAUUCCAACUGAGCAGCCUUGUACACCAACACCAUGUACACCGACCCAACAACCUUGUACGCCAACACCAUGUAUAUCAACUCAACAACCUUGCACACCAACACCGUGUAUAUUAACUGUACAGCCUUGCACACCAACACCAUGUAUACCGACACAACAGCCGUCUACUCAAACUUCCUGUCCUCCAGCCCCGCAACCGCAAUACCAUCAUCAACCACAAUAUCACGCUCAACUAUCGUACCAACAACCACUAUCUAAUUAUCAGCCUCCACAACAACAUCAAUGGGCAUCCCAUCGUCAUCCACAAUCUUCGCACAGACCAAUAACAUGUAUACCGACCCAACAACCUUGUACGCCAACACCAUGUACAACACAGCAGCCUUGUACACCAACACCAUGCAUUCCAACUGAGCAGCCUUGUACACCAACACCAUGUACACCGACCCAACAACCUUGUACGCCAACACCAUGUAUAUCAACUCAAAAGCCGUGUACACCAACACCAUGUAUACCGACACAACAGCCGUCUACUCAAACUCCCUGUCCUCCAGCCCCGCAACCGCAAUACCAUUAUCAACCACAAUAUCACGCCCAACUAUCAUACCAACAACCACCUCCUCAAUAUCAACCUCUACAACAACAUCAUCGUCAUCCACAAUCUUCGCAUAGACCAGUGACUUCCUGCAUUACCACGGAUCAACCAAUGCCAUGUUAUACAACACAACAACCUUGUACACCAACACCAUGUAUACCUACACAACAGCCGUCUACUCAAACUCCCUGUGCUCCAGCUCCGCAACCGCAAUACCAUCAUCAACCACAAUAUCACGCUCAACUAUCGUACCAACAACCACCUCCUAAAUAUCAAACUCCACAACAACAUCAAUGGGCAUCCCAUCGCCAUCCACAAUCUUCGCACAGACUAGUGACUCCUUGCAUUACCACGGUUCAACCAACUCCAUGUUAUACAACACAACAGCCAUGUACUCCUACUCCCUGUCCUCCAGCUCCACAACCACAACAGCAUCAUUUACCACAAUCUCACCAAUAUAUGUCGCAUGGCGAUCUUCCAUUACGAGUAUCAGUUUUUGCACAGCAUCAAUGUUUUCUGGCACAACAACUGAUUUUGGACGACUUUCACGAAUUACGGUCACCGUUAGUGUGCAAAUCGUUUAAUUUUGUGGUACAAAUCAGUAGAAAGGUAAAAGAGUUCCAUAGAGUAACCAUAUUUGUAUACUUUAUAACUAUGCAAUCCUAUUACUUGCUACUUUUUUCAAUAUUAUUGGGACCUCAAUUAUUAAACGCCCAUAUUAUUUGGCAACCUACACCAUGUCCACCAACUCCACCACCAUGCGAAAUAAUUGAGUGGCCAUCAUCACCUCAACCUUGCGCACCAACUCCGUGUCCACAAACACCACCACCAUGCCAAACAACACCGUGUCCUCCACCACCUCGGCCUUGUGAAACAACAGCUUGUGUACAAACACCAGCUCCAUGUUCAAUAAUAGUUUGGCCAACUCCAUGCCCGCAAACGCAACAGCCUUGCACACCAACACCAUGUAUAACGACAGAACAGCCGUGCACUCCAACUCCCUGUCCUCCAGCUCCAGCUCCGCAACCACAAUACCAUUAUCAACCACAAUAUCACGCCCAACUAUCGUACCAACAACCACCAUCUCAUUAUCAGCCUCCACAACAAAAUCAAUGGGCAUCCUAUCGUCAUCCACCAUCUCCUCACAGACUAGUGACUCCAUGUAUUACCACGGUUCAACCAACACCAUGUUAUACAACACAACAGCCUUGUACUCCAACACCAUGUAUACCGACUGAACAGCCUUGUACGCCAACACCAUGCAUACCAACUGAGCAGCCUUGUACGCCAACACCAUGCAUACCAACUGAGCAGCCUUGUACCCCAACACCAUGUAUACCAACUGAACAACCUUGUACCCCAACACCAUGCAUACCAACUGAGCAGCCUUGUACACCAACACCAUGUAUACCGACCCAACAACCCUGUUCACCAACACCUUGCCCUCAAACUACACAACCGCCUCCAGUCUGGCAACAUCCUCCAAUCUGGCAACAUGCUCCAGUUUGGCAACAUCCUCCAAUCUAUCAACAGCCUUCAAUCUGGCAUCAGCCUCCUACUCCUUGCACAACUCCAUGUACAACAACUUCCACAGCUCCGUGCACUCCACCUUGCACAACUCCGUGCACUCCACCUUGCACAACUCCGUGCACUCCACCUUGCACAACUCCGUGCACUCCACCUUGCACAACUCCGUGCACUCCACCUUGCACAACUCCCUGUGCUCCACCAACCAUUCACUAUCAUCAGCAAAAACCAAUUGGACCACAUCACCAACUGCCUCCAAUUUGGCAACAUCCACCGAUCUGGCAGCAUCCUCCAACACCCCGUACAACUACAUGCACUCCACCUUGCACCACACCAUGUACUCCACCGUGUUACACAACACCCUGUACAACUCCAUGCACUCCACCUUGCACCACACCAUGUACUCCACCGUGUUACACAACAACAUGUACUACAACUUCUACUACUGCUAAUCCCACUAUAAACCCACGUAUCUUACGAAGUCCCAAUGACUGUGCAACAUUAAGCGAUGGUACAUUCUUACUCCAUCCAAGACAUUGUCGCCGUUAUUUUGUAUGCCAAAACCGUAGAGUGCAACAUCUUCGUUGUCAAGCAGGACAAUGGUUUGAUUACGAGUUGCGCGAAUGUCGUCGUAAGCGUGAUGUCUAUAAUUGUCCUGCUCGAAGAAAUUAAAUUGAUUCUCAUAAGUAGAAAAAAUUUAUUUAAUCAUUUCUUUCGAUAAACGAUAUACGCAUAUCUACAAUAUUUAAAAUUAGCAGCAAAAGCAAGUCAAAAAGAUUUCAAUUAUGUUUCACAAAAUUUAAUAAAUUAAGUAGCAUUCAAAAACAGA